Lolium rigidum is the source of this 1949-nucleotide messenger RNA. Its product is annotated as kinesin-like protein KIN-7I. NCBI's taxonomy places the organism in Eukaryota, Viridiplantae, Streptophyta, Magnoliopsida, Poales, Poaceae. The record is from RefSeq and is a predicted model, not a curated record. Gene Ontology annotation, biological process: microtubule-based movement. Gene Ontology annotation, molecular function: ATP binding; microtubule binding; microtubule motor activity.
AUGGACCGGAUCCACGUAACCGUGCGCGCGAGGCCGCUCUCGGCGGAGGAUGCGCAGAGCAGCCCGUGGCGGAUCUCCGGCAACGCCGUCGCGCUCACCACCCAGCCCUCCACCCGCUUCGACUUCGACGAGAUUUUCAGCGAGGAGUGCCGCACCGCGGACGUCUACGGGGCCCGCACCAAGCACAUCGUCGACUCUGCCGUGCAGGGCUUCAACGGCACUGUCUUCGCCUAUGGGCAAACUAACAGUGGAAAGACCUAUACAAUGAGAGGAUCUGCUAAUGAACCUGGAAUUAUACCGCUUGCGGUUCACGAUUUAUUUCGAAGUAUACAAGAGCAUAUGGACAGAGAAUUUCUUGUUCGCAUGUCUUAUAUGGAGAUUUAUAAUGAAGAGAUAAAUGACCUUCUUGUCCCAGAACACCGAAAAUUGCAGAUUCAUGAGAACUACGAGAGAGGCAUAUAUGUUGCUGGUUUAAGAGAGGAAAUUGUAACCUAUCCUGAACAAGUCUUGGAUUUUGUAUCGUUCGGAGAAUCCCACCGUCAUAUUGGGGAGACAAACAUGAACGUCUAUAGCAGCCGUUCUCAUACCAUAUUUCGCAUGGUUAUUGAGAGUCGGGAAAAAGCUGAUGAAACUGAGGCAGGAGAUUCUUGUGAUGCUGUUCGAGUAUCUGUCCUGAAUCUGGUAGACUUAGCUGGUUCAGAACGUGCUGCAAAGACUGGUGCAGAGGGUGUGAGACUCAAGGAGGGUUCCCACAUUAACAAAAGUCUAAUGACUCUUGGUACGGUAAUCAAGAAAUUAAGUGAAGGUGUAAAGGGUCAGGGGGGGCAUGUUCCUUACCGAGAUAGUAAGUUGACAAGGAUACUGCAACCGGCUCUAGGUGGAAAUGCUAACACAGCCAUCAUUUGUAAUAUAACACUUGCGCAGAUCCAUGCAGAUGAGACUAAAAGCAGCUUACAAUUUGCCAGUAGGGCAUUACGUGUUACAAAUUGUGCAGAAGUGAAUGAGAUUUUGACGGAUGCUGCUCUUUUAAAACGCCAAAGAAAAGAAAUAGAGGAACUUAGAGCAAAGCUUAAGAACUCUCAAAGUGAGCACUGGGAUGAAGACGUUUUGAAUUUGAGGAACACACUGCUACAGAGCGAACUAGAAAAGGAGAGAAUUGCUUUAGAGUUGGAGGAGGAAAGGAAAGCUAAAGAGCAUCGCGAGAAGAGGUUGUUGCAGCGCAAAAAAAUUGAAAAUCUUAGUUCGUUGGUCUUAAAUUCAGACAGAGAUGACAGGGUUGUUGUUUCUAGUAAGAACAAAAGAAGACAAACAUGGUGUGCUCGACCCCUGUCUAGGCAGUUAGAUGUUGAGGUUCCAGAACUCGAACAAGGCUCUGCAAGAAGCUGCGGCGAGCGUGACAUGGGGAUGCCCCCAUCCUUUGAAGAGCUAAUGCAAGAAAGCCCCGCCAGCUACAGCGAGCCUGCUCAUGGUUGUUCAUCAAGUGAUUUAUGGAAUGAAGAUAUUUCUCUACCUGAUUCACAUGCUUUGUUGAAUGUUACAAGCAGAAGAAAGCCAAGCACAAAGAAGAAAUUAGUUCAAGAGCAACUUAGAUCGUUAGUACCUGAAUCACCCCAAGACCCUAAUGAGUGGAAAGAUGCCAUGCUAUGCCAGGAAAUCACCAACCCUAAUGGCUUAUCUGCUCGGGAGUCGGAGGCCAUUCUUGUCAUUAAACAACUUCAAGACCAGGUCAACUUGCUGGAGUCAGAGAAGAGUUUGAUUCAAAAUAACUUGGAUGAUGUUCUCGAGUUGGCAACUCAGCAGAAGGCUUCUUUCAGUGAGAAGUAUGAAGAGCUUCAGCGGAAUGCCCUGGUGGCACAAGAGCAAGCAAAAACUGCUGAUGAGAAGCUAUCAGCUCUGGCUACCAUUGAAAAAUCCAAACAAGUACUUUCUUAUCCUCAUCCACUUGCCAU